Messenger RNA from Coregonus sp. 'balchen', 11435 nucleotides. The record is from the annotation of a GenBank genome assembly. NCBI's taxonomy places the organism in Eukaryota, Metazoa, Chordata, Actinopteri, Salmoniformes, Salmonidae.
AAUUGUCGCAUGACUUCUGAGGGAGAGACAGUGCACUGCCUGCCUGUCAAGCAGUGAGAGCAGCAGACACACUGAAGGAAGGAAAGUGAGUCAGAGACAGAGACAGAGACAGACAGACCACACAGACAGACUCACAGACAGAUCCGCCAGUCAACUCACCUCCCUCAGGUAAUUCAAUCUUCUGACCUAGGGGCCUCUCAGUGUCAGUGUGUCCCUCUGCAUGUGUCUUUAUUACGUUGAAUCUACUGGGAAAAUGGUCUGUGACUGUGUGUUGAUGCUGAUGAGGAUGAAUGAUGAUGAUGCAUUUCUGUUGCUUUAACAGUCUAUAAGGGUUCACAGAUGGUCCUGUGUGUGUUAAUAGAUAGUGUCGUCCUGGAAUCUUAGGGCAGCAUGUGUAGUAGACAUGCUGCUCAAUGCGCAGCAUUGCCAUGUCUUGACUGUAGAGUUUCAGAAUCAGCAGAAUAUGGGGGCAGAGAGCAGAAGUAAACCAUUGCACCGUUGUUAAACAGGAAGUUAGUUGGGUUGUGGUUAGCCUUGCUGCAACUGCUGAAAAGUAUUCUAACGUGAAAGCUAACAGUAACUCAGAUAGAAAUGUACAUUUUCUAAAAGUUUCCAACAUAUCUUCACUAUUCACCGAAUAACAUGUGCAUCAGCAUGUGGAAUUGACUGGCACAUGCAGAUUUGUAAUCUCUUAAUUUGGAAAUUAUGAACAAUAUAGAAUAGAUAUUUUGUCUUUUAAUAGUGGUUGAAGAAUCAAUAACAAACUACACUUAAAGGAAUGUGCCUUUGCAUACAAAACAAUUGAGAGAAACCGAGGAAGCACAAUUGAUUGCUGUAUAAAGAUUACUUUGAGUGACAGACAGAUUGGCUUUAAUAAAUGUCCACAUCAUAAUAUUGUUCCAAUAAACCUCUCUUCCUACAUAUAAUCCAUGCAAAUGUACCUUACUGUUUGAUUAUUUUCUUAGUACAUAAUGAAUAAGCUGUCUGUUUAAAAGAGAACAAGAUUUGCAUGUGAAAUCUGCAGUACCAUGACUGAUGUUUGUGGGUAUUGCAGUUUUAUUUCCAUAAAGGCCCUUGAUGAUUUUAGUGGCUGAGUCCACAGGUAAUCCUUGAUGACAGAUGAGGGUUUUAGGGAUUUCAAAUCAAGGAACUGGAUUUGCCUCAUGAAAGAUAACGCCCCUCAUGAUCAAAAUGCAAAGACACAUUUUACUUCAUCAUCAAAAUGUAAAGAGGGUAAAUGUCGGCCCUAAAAAGGCAAUAAUAUCCUGUUUUUAGAUUAGUGAACAUCACACUGUCAUUGUGUCAUCCAGUGUGUGGUUUAUUUAAUCAUCAGAGAGUGUCUCGCUGCUGAUUGAAAUGAAAUGCUUGCAAAGUGACAGAGCUGGUCAUUUUGAAACAUGGUGUGAAAAUAUAUCAGUUUCACUUCUGCUUCUGACCUCUAUAGCUAUGGUGGAAGAAAGGGAACAAAAUCUCCUUGUUCUUCCUUAUUUGAGCAUUCAGAAGUGUGCUACUGGGCCUCCUGUGUGGCGCAGCGGUCUAAGGCACUGCAUCACAGUGCUAGAGGCUUCACUACAGACCCGGGUACGAUCCUGUGCUGUAUCACAACCAGCCGUGAUCUGGAGUCCCAUAGGGCGGCGCACAAUUGGCCCAGUGUCGUCCGGGUUAGGGGAGGGUUUACUUGGCUCAUCGUGCUCUUGUGGCAGGCCAGGCGCCUGCAGGCUGACCUCGGUCGUCGGUUGAACGGUGUUUCCUCCGACACAUUGGUGCGGCUGGCUUCCGGGUUAAGCAGGCGGGUGUUAAGAAGCGCGGUUUAGUGGGUCAUGUUUCGGAGGACGCAUGACUCGAGCUUCGCCUCCCGAGCCCGUUGGGAAGUUGCAGCGAUGAGACAAGAUCGAAAAUUGGUGAGAAAAAAGGGGUAAAAUACAUACUAAAAUAAAAAUAAGUGUGCUACUACAGUACAUACAUGGUUGAAUUAGACUAAUAAUGUUCUCUAGACCUUUCUCCAUACUAUAGGUUUAGAAAACCAUAGAUGCCAUUUCUAGGAGCCAAUCAGGUUUGUUCUGAUGAGGUGGGUGACAAUGGAAAGAGAGACAUUUGUUACUCAUCUCUAAACUUCACACCUCGGAGGCAAGCAGAGCAGAGCAAAGUGGGUCUCUGUAUCUAACGUGACCUUUUAUCUCUGUGGUUUACAGCCGUAGAGGUCUCAAUGAAGCCACACAGUGAAAUGGCAGCCAUUCUUCCUGUCUGUUAUCAAUAUAGCAACCUCUAUUCCACUCUCGACUCAGACUGAGGCCUUAGGCCUGGAAUGUAUACUUAGUCCUAAGGCAGAUGAGGAAGAAUUCAGAGGAGUUUCAGAUAAACACAUCCGCACGCAAACUUUGAGUUGCUCUGGCUCACCACACAGAAUGUCACAAGACAAACUUAUCUGAAUUGCAUAAUAUAUUAUUCUCCCUAUUUCACACAAGUCUUAAGCCAUAUCCUCAUGACGACUUUGUUGUCGUGUAUACUUGGAAACGCUAGUUAUGUGAUAAUGACUUGCAGUUGCAAAGGGGUGUAAUAAAGACACAUGAAUGGUGCGAAUUACCUCAUCAGAAAAAGUAUGAAGUAGCUCACUAGAAGCAGGAUACUUUAGAAUGAAAUAGACAUCAGAGCCCAGAACCACUGGGUACAGCAUUUAUUUUGUUGCAAUUAUCACAGUGACAACAUGCAGAAAUAUAAUACUUUUUCCAGUUCCUCCUUGUUGAGUAUGUUCAGUAUUGUAUGACUUUGUAAAGAAAGUUGAAGUUGAAGUUGUGUUUGAUGGUUUCAGAUCCCACAAAAUGGCUGCUCCAGCACAGAUUUCUCAGGAUGAGUUGGAAGAACUGAGAGAAGCCUUUGCUAAGAUCGGUGAGAGCCUGACAGGGAGCCUGAACAAUCUCCAAUCCUGAUUCCCCUAUACUAAGACAGAAACUGAAACAUAGUUGAUACAUUAUAUACUCACUUCACUCUCUCUCUUUUAUCCUGGGUCACUGACUCAUUAUGCAUUCAACAAGGCUACAUUUUACAUGACCUUUUGACUUAUCCAUCCUGUUCCAGAUGUCGACUCUCAUGGCCACAUUGGCACAGAAGAGCUCAAUGACCUGUUCAAAGCUGCCAACCUGCCGUUGCCAGGAUACAGAGUCAGAGAGAUCAUCCAGGAUCUCACCAAGACAGGAGACCUGCAUGACGGCAAAGUCACCUUCGAUGAGUUUGCCAAUGUAAGUUCAGAGGUCACGAGGUUAAAGUCAAUGUCAUUUACAAAAAGUAAAUGUCAAAGAAGAGCAGAACUUAGCUUGAUACAUCUUGACAUGACACCAGAGAAACAUGGUAUCAUCUCACCACCAUGUUUCCUUCCACUAAGGUGGUCCAUGGACUGAAGAGUACAGAGGUGGCUAAGACCUUCAAGAAAGCCAUCAACAAGAAGGAGGGCAUCUAUGCCGUAGCAGGAACCUCAGAGCAGUCCAGCUCAGGCACACAGCACUCCUACUCAGGUGACUGCCCCUACUUGUUUCACUGGCUGAGAAUUCCCCCAAGCUAUCUAUUUGAGUCACUCUCUAGAUAAAUCUGUAGCCAACAUGACACAGGAAGCACUAAUUAUUCAAAUGAGACAUACAGAACCACAUCUACAUCUAUGUCUGGAACAAUCCAUAAGUACAACAACACUUCCUGGUCCGUGAAGUCACAUAUCUGAAGGCCUCUGAUUGGCUAAUGUAUAUAAAUAUUUCCCCAUAAAUACAAAUACUCCUACAUGUAUAUUGUGCAUUCACCCCCAUACCCCCACCUUUCUCCACUGACAGAGGAGGAGAAGGUUGCUUUUGUGAACUGGGUGAAUAAGGCCUUGGAGAAAGACCCAGAUUGCAAGCAUGUUCUCCCCAUGGACCCCACCACCAACGACCUGUUCACCGCUGUCGGAGAUGGGAUCGUUUUAUGGUACUUUCUAACUGGUCUCAUAGACUUACUUUAGAGUAAAAACCAAUCCCUAUGGCAAUAUUCCAUUGAUAUCUAACUAUGUAUCUCUCCUUCACCUGGUAGUAAGAUGAUCAACCAGUCUGUUCCGGACACCAUCGAUGAAAGAACCAUCAACAAGAAGAAGCUCACACCCUUCACCAUCCAGGUAACCUUUUAUAGCCAUUACUGUAACACCACAUGACUAUCAGAGGACAGCAGCUUUUUAUAACCCAUUGACACAGUAGUUUAUUUUCUUUGUCAUUAAACAGUUGAAGUCAGAAGUUUACAUACACCUUAGCCAAAUACAUUUAAACUCAGUUUUUCACAAUUCCUCACAUUUAAUCCUAGUAAAAAUUCCCUGUCUUAGGUCAGUUAGGAUCCCCACUUUAUUUUGAGAAUGUGAAAUGUCAGAAUAAUAGUAGAGAGAAUGAUUUAUUUCAGCUUUUAUUUCUUUCAUCACAUUCCCAGUGGGUCAGAAGUUUACAUACACUCAAUUAGUAUUUGGUAGCAUUGCCUUUAAAUUGUUUAACUUGGCUCAAACGUUUUGGGUAGCCUUCCACAAGCUUCCCACAAUAAGUUGGGUGAAUGUUGGCCCAUUCCUCCUGACAGAGCUGGUGUAACUGAGUCAGGUUUGUAGGCCUCCUUGCGCGUACACGCUAUUUCAGUUCUGCCCACAAAUGUUCUAUAGGAUUGAGGUCAGGGCUUUGUGAUGGCCACUCCAAUACCUUGACUUUGUUGUCCUUAAGCCAUUUUGCCACAACUUUGGAAGUAUGCUUAGGGUCAUUGUCCAUUCGGAAGACCCAUUUGAGACCAAGCUUUAACUUCCUGACUGAUGUCUUGAGAUGUUGCUUCAAUAUAUCCACAUAAUUUUCCUCCUCAUGAUGCCAUCUAUUUUGUGAAGUGCACCAGUCCCUCCUGCAGCAAAGCACCCCCACAGCAUGAUGCUGCCACCCCCGUGCUUCACGGUUGGGAUGGUGUUCUUCGGCUUGCAUAAUUUGGUGUUCCUCCAAACAUAACGAUGGUCAUUAUGGGCAAACAGUUCUAUUUUUGUUUCAUCAGACCAGAGGACAUUUCUCCAAAAAGUACAAUCUUUGUCCCCAUGUGCAGUUGCAAACCGUAGUCUGGCUUUUUUAUGGCGGUUUUGGAGCAGUGGCUUCUUCCUUGCUGAGCGGCCUUUCAGGUUAUGUCGAUAUAGGACUCGUUUUACUGUGGCUAUAUAUACUUUUGUACCCGUUUCCUCCUGGAUCUUCACAAGGUCCUUUGCUGUUGUUCUGGGAUUGAUUUGCACUUUUCGCACCAAAGUACGUUUAUCUCUAGGAGACAGAACGCGUCUCCUUCCUGAGCGGUAUGACGGCUGCGUGGUCCCAUGGUGUUUAUACUUGCGUACUAUUGUUUGUACAGAUGAACGCGGUACCUUCAGGCUUUUGGAAAUUGCUCCCAAGGAUGAACCAGACUUGUGGAGGUCUACAAUGUUUUUUCUGAGGUCUUGCCUGAUUUCUUUUGAUUUUCCCAUGAUGUCAAGCAAAGAGGCACUGAGUUUGAAGGUAGGCCUUGAAAUACAUCCACAGGUACACCUCCAAUUGACUCAAAUGAUGUCAAUUAGCCUAUCAGAAGCAUAUAAAGCCAUGACAUCAUUUUCUGGAAUUUUCCAAGCUGUUUAAAGGCACCUUCAACUUAGUGUAUGUAAUCUUCUGACCCACUGGAAUUUUGAUACAGUGAAUUAUAAGUGAAAUAAUCUGUCUGUAAACAAUUGUUGGAAAAAUUACUUGUGUCAUGCACAAAGUAGAUGUCCUAACCGACUUGCCAAAACUAUAGUUUGUUAACAAGACAUUUGUGGAGUGGUUGGAAAAACGAGUUUUAAUGACUCCAACCUAAGUGUAUGUACACUUCCGACUUCAACUGUAUACACUAUGUCAUACACAUCUACAGUAUGCUGUGUGUGUGCUGUGCUCUAACAGGAGAACCUGAACCUGGCUCUGAACUCUGCGUCGGCCAUCGGCUGCCACGUGGUGAACAUCGGAGCAGAGGACCUGAAGGAAGGCAGGCAGCAUCUAGUCCUGGGCCUGCUCUGGCAGGUCAUCAAGAUUGGCUUGUUUGCUGACAUCGAGAUCAGCAGGAACGAAGGUGUGUGUGUGUGUGUUACAUUUUUAUUUGAAUAUGGGCUUUCAAUAUGCAUGUGUGUUUUAUAACUUUUUAACACGAGUUUGUCUAUAUAUCGACAGUACAUCACUUGAUCUCUGUAGCCUUGUUUGUAUUUACGUGUGUGUAUAAUUAUAUCAAUGGUGUGUGUGUGCAGCUCUGAUAGCCCUGCUGAGGGAUGGGGAGAGCCUGGAGGACCUGAUGAAGCUGUCCCCAGAGGAGCUGCUGCUGCGCUGGGCCAACUAUCACCUGGAGGAGGCCGGCUGCUCCAAGAUCAACAACUUCAGCUCUGACAUCAAGGUGGGUCACACACACUAUGUCGGAUCUGGAUUGUCAUAUGACUAUGUCGCUCCUGGAUCUUCUUGUGCAUUUGUGAUUGUAUUAAUUUUCUGUUUUGCAUUACAGGAUUCCAAGGCCUACUACAACAUCCUGAACCAAGUGGCCCCUAAGGGAGAUGAGGAGGGAAUUCCUCCUAUUGCCAUCGACAUUUCAGGGAUAAGGGUACAUGCUCCUCCUACACUAGAAACAUCAACCAUUGAAGGUGUAAUAUGCAGAAAUCACUCCGCCAUUUCCUGGUUGCUAAAAUUCGAAUAGUUCACCACAUUUAUGUGACAAAACAAGCAAUGCAGAGAAUCAUUGUACCAUCUAAACCGCUGUGAAAUAUAUUUUCAAUAACAAAAAAAGAUUGUAUUUUCAGCUGUUUGAAGCUGGUGUACAAAACUGAAAGUAAAAGCAGAAACGAAACUUAAGAACGGGAACCAUAGAAAUAGUGCACAUAGAACAGAUCUACCCCUUCUUAGACUUGCUUUCAAUGAGAAUGAUAGAUCUAUUACUCACAUUUUUAUGUGAAUUUGGUCAGGUCGCCCAAAAAGUGACAUAUUGCAGCUUUAAAUGUAUAUUUCAUCCAACCUGAUCAACAGAUAUAUUAUCAAUGAGUGAUACAUCAGAUGUUGCUGUUAAAGCUCCCCCUACCACCCCCUGCAGGAGAAAGACGACAUAAAGAGAGCAGAGUGCAUGUUGGAGCAGGCUGACCGUCUCGGCUGCCGGCAGUUCGUUACAGCAACCGACGUGGUCCGCGGCAACCCCAAGCUGAACUUGGCAUACAUUGCCAACCUGUUCAACAAGUACCCUGCCCUGAAGAAGCCUGAGAACCAGGACAUCGACUGGAGCUCCAUCGAGGGUCAGUGUUUGGACCAUCCCAGACCAUAACCCAGUUCCUGAGCAUCCCCUCUUCCUGAUUAUAAUAUAAACCAUAUAUACACAAGGCCUAAACCAGUGUGUAAUGUUAUCUCUGCCACUUCCAGGUGAAACCAGAGAGGAGCGCACCUUCAGGAACUGGAUGAACUCACUGGGGGUCAACCCUCGUGUCAACCACCUCUAUGUGUAAGUACAGGUCACUCCAUCUUAUUACACACCAUUUCCAAUCAUUUGGAAACCGCACUCAUUUGACAUGUGUGUGCAUGUUUUACAGGGACAUAGAUGAUGCUUUGGUCAUCUUCCAGCUCUACGAGAAGAUCAAUGUGCCAGUGGAUUGGGACCGAGUAAACAAACCCCCUUACUCCAAACUGGGCAGCAACAUGAAGAAGGUGAGACUAGGAACAAUAUGUUCUCCCACUGUGCGAUCAUGAUUUAACCGAUCAAUUGUACUUUUUUUUUUAAACAAUACAAAACAUACACAUAUAAACGACAGCAUACAGACGUACACAAAUAUCAACGACAUCACACCUACCCAGACCCACCUGCUCACACCCCCAUCUCCGGCACCCACAUCACUCUCCGCCACAUGGCCUCAAACUGCACCAUUUUGUUUUUCUCCAUCGCCCACGCACUUUCAACAUUUAGAUAAUAAAGCAUUUGACCUUGGAUUGGUUGAUUUCCUGUUUUUAAGUAUACCGUUUUUCAAGAUGAUUGACGAGAAAAGUAUCGUCCAACCCAUCGGGUAUGUCACUACACUUUCAUAUGCCAUGUCUUGAAAUAUGCAGACAGAUUAAAAGCACAUUUACAUUGUAAUACUUAUGACAGCCAACUUUCUAACUCCGCCGAUAACCUUUUGACUUUAUAGCAUUCCCAGAAGGCAUUGAUUAUUCAGUUAUUGUUAGUUUUACACUUUAUACAUGACUCUGUCGUUGUGCUGUAGAAUUUGUGAAUUAUGUAUCUUGUAUAAUAAAUUCUAUACAUUAGUUUAUACUGGAUUAAGCUUAAAUUUUCUUUACCUCCAUCUUGUGCCAAUAUCAGUACUUUUUAAGUCUUGGUUCCAAUAGUUUAAGAUGUUGUCAGUUGGAUAGGCUCUCUGCAAGGUUUUGUAUAUCUUACCUAUCAUAUGAAUAUAAUUUUCUGACUCAAAUAGGAUUCCCUCAAGAUUGCUCUGAUGUCCAAAAGAUUUCAAAUCGAAAUUUCGCAAAAUGAAACUUUUAAGUUGCAUGUAUUUGAAAAUGUCUACAUUGGUCAGUCCAAAAUUGCCUUUUAAUUCUGUCAUGGAAAUAAAUGUGUUUCCUAUUACCAAGUCAUUUAUGGUUUCUAUGCCUUUAGUUUUCCAUGUGGACCAAUUUAUCAGUGCAUUUUGAAAAGUUAUCCAAGGAUUGUGAUUUUAUGGAGUGAUAUUGGUUCUUGUAGAAUACGUUUCAUUUUCUUCCAUAUUGUUAUAGUGUUCUUAGCUAUGAAGAUGUUAAUGUUCUUAGCUUUAUUCUUUGAAAAUAGACACGUAAAAAGAUUCUGGUUUAAGCAUGCACAUCUUCAAUAUGUACCCAUUGUUCCUCUUUAGUGCAUUUAACUACACUGAGUAUAAAAAACAUUAAGAACACCUGCUCUUUCCAUGACAUAGACUGACCAGGUGAAUCCAGGUAAAAGCUAUUACAUUUACGUCAUUUAGCAGACGCUCUUAUCCAGAGCGACUUACAGGAGCAAUUAGGGUUAAGUGCCUUGCUCAAGGGCACAUCGACAGAUUUUUCACCUAGUUGGCUCGGGGAUUAGAACCAGCGACCUUUCGGUUACUGGCACAACGCUCUUAACCACUAAGCUACCUGCCUUAUUGAGGUCACUUGUUAAAUUCACUUCAAUCAGUGUAGAUGAAGGGGAGGAGACAGGUUAAAUAAGGAUUUUUAAGCCUUGAGACAAUGGAUUGUGUAUGUGUGCCAUUCAGAGGGUAAAUGGGAAAGACAAAAGAUAUUAGUGCCUUUGAACGUGGUAUGGUAGUAUGUGCCAGGCGCACUGGUUUGUGUAAAGAACUGCAACGCUGCUGGGUUUUUCAUGCUCAACAGUUUCCUGUGUGUAUCAAGAAUGGUCCAUCACCCAAAGGACAUCCAGCCAACUUGACAAAACUGUGGGAAACAUUGGAGUCAACAUGGGCCAGCAUCCCUGUGGAAUGCUUUCGACACCUUGUAGAGUCCAUGCCCAGGCGAAUUGAGACUGUUCUGAGGACAAAAGGGGGGGUUCAACUCAAUAUUAGGAAGGUGUAUAUAUCGCAAGUAAAAGCCUUGGUUGGCAGGUUGAUACAAUUCCAAGUCUGGAAAGUUAAAAGCACCCUCUGACUAAGGAAGAUGUAAAACUUCUAUGAGUUUUAUUCGUUCUGCAAGCGGUUCAAUUGCCAGUGCAAACAGGAGGGAGGAGAGAGGACAUCCUGUCUUGUGCAUCUUUCUAAAGCAAUUUCAGCAAUUAAUGUAUUAUUUGUGUAUAUUUUUGCAUUAGGACAUUUAUAUAAUAUUUUUAUUACAUGUAUUAUUUCUGCUGCAAAGUUGAAUGCUUCCAAAGUUUUUAAUAGAAAAGUCCAUUCAAGACGGGUCGAAAAGCCUUUCCAGCAUCAACAGCCAUUAUUGAUAAAUCUAUAUAUUGUUUUUUAGUGUAUUGUAUUAAACUGAAACAUGUUCUUGUAUUUGUUUGUAAGUGUCUAUUUUUAAUAAACCAUGUUUGAUUGAUAUGUAUCAAGUCUGGUAAGACUUUUGCCAUACUAUUGCUUAUGAGCGUUAUUAUUAUUAUUUUAUUGUCACAAUUUAUUAAACUUAUGGGUCUGUAAUCAGCAGUGGACUCUCCAGAUUCUCCUGGUUUUAAUAUAACUGAAAAAACUGUUUGAUACAUGGAACUAAGAAGCACUGAAUUGAGUGACGUGUGUUGUCAUUUGUGUAUAUAGGGGGGCUACUUUGUCCCAAAAUGUUAAAUACAAUUAUUUGGGAAAGCCGUCCAUUCCUGGUGCUUUGCUCCACGUGAACGUUUUAACAGUAUCUAAUAUUUAUUUUUGGGUGAUCUCUGUUUUUAGUGAAAAAAUUUUGUCUGCUGAUAAUUGCUUCAGGGUUGUUGAGUCUAAAAAGGCUGUAGGAUCGGUCCAACUGUUGUUUAUUUCUGAUUUAUAUAGAUUUUCAUAAAGCUUUUCAAUUGAUUGACUGAUUACUGAUUGAUUGAUUAUGUGUUUGUCUGUGCUAGUUGGAGAACUGUAACUAUGCAGUGGAGCUGGGGAAGAAGGAGGCCAAGUUCUCCCUGGUGGGCAUCGCUGGACAGGACCUGAAUGAGGGCAACAGAAAACUCACCCAGGCCCUACUGUGGCAGCUGAUGAGGAGGUAAUGCAACAGAAUAGUGUUAAAAUGCUUCAGAUUAUACAUUUUUCCUGUUCCGGUCAUGUGAUCAGGAAAAACUCCUAUGCAGGCCCAAUGCAUACUCCAUAAUUCCACAUUUAGAAGGAUCCAUCUCUUUCUCUCAGGUACACACUGAACAUUCUGGAGGAGCUUGGGGAUGGGCAGAAGGUGAAUGACGACACCAUCGUCACCUGGGUCAACGACACACUCACACAGGCUGGCAAAGGCACCAUCUCUGGAUUCAAGGUAGGCUGUACCUCUGCUGUUUAACCUUUUCCUGACCAUGGUAACUUUUUUGAAGUUCUAGACUUCAUUUAGUCACUAAAAUACAAAUACAGCACCCUCCACAGCAAUAGUUCAGUGUGUGUGUCUGUGCCUCUGUAGGAUGGGUCCAUUGCCACCAGUAUGCCAGUCCUGGACCUGAUUGAUGCCAUCCAGCUAGGCUCUAUCCGCUAUGACCUAAUCAAGGUGGAGGACCUAACUGAGGAGGAGAAGCUCAAUAACGCAAAGUACGUACCACGUGAUGAUAAUCAAAUUUGAGUACUAGCUUAAUGAAAGAGAGGAAACGUUCAAGCUAACAGAUAAGAUGUAAAGAUUGCCCCACUAACAUAUCCCCUCUGAAUCCUACCUGUUGUCAGGUAUGCCAUCUCCAUGGCCAGGAAGAUCGGAGCGCGGGUGUACGCCCUGCCUGAGGACCUGGUGGAGGUAAAACCUAAGAUGGUGAUGACGGUGUUCGCCUGCCUGAUGGCCCGGGGCAUGAAGAAGGUG